UGUCUUUGGAAAUUUUACGGCCAGGAUGUAUUUUGAGGACUCCUCCAAUGGAACCUCUUUACCUAUUUCCUUACAGUUUGCCAUCAUGGAGUCCCCUUGUCACAACAGGGCACAAUGCAAACCGACUGGGAUCUAUUCCUGUGAGGACACCCAUCGUAGCCACAGUUUUGAUGCGUACUACAGCUGUGUGUGUGCGGGAGGCUGGCAGGGCAAAUACUGCGCAGAGGACAUUAACGAGUGUCUGAGUAACCCCUGUAUCUCCCCCUAUGUCUGCUUCAACAACGAGAAUUACUAUGAGUGUGCCUGUCCUCUGGACAAUCCUCACUGUGAAUUUGAGCUCUGGGUCAUCGCCAUUAUUGUUCUGGCUGUAGUCCUCCUCAUCAUUUUCAUAAUUACUGCCGUGUACAGACUGAAAUUUAAGCGCAGUCCUCUUGACUAUGAAACGGAUAGCCAUUUUGGAUCCACAUCUUCCAUGACUGGGUCAGCUUCUAGUGUCAGCGACGAUGAAGAGAGCUUACUUGAUGAGAAACCCUGGACAUAUGAUGAUGGUGCCUCUGCUGAUAUUGAGUACUUUAAGAACCCCAAUUUCACCAGGGGUUUCACUGGAGAAUUUGAUAACCUUCCUCCCAAAAAGGAAGCUAUCGAUGAGAUGUAUAGGGGCUAUCACAAUCCAGUUCUGGAUGUAGAGCCACACUAUGAUCCUGAUGAGGACAGGGUUUACCAUGAGAGACACACUAAAUCUACCUUUGAACCACUUGUACCUACCAAGUAUGAAGGAGACAAACUACCCCAGAAUAUUCCUCCUGUCUUAACCACUGGGAAACGAGGUCGAGUCCUGCCCGCUCUGAACCUAGAUAAAUCCUCCCCGUACUACCCCCCUCCCCCAUACCAGCUGAUGGACAAAAGUGGGAAGAAGAAGAAGAGGAGGAGAAAGAAGAAGAUAGGUAACAAGGAUGACCACCACCUGGAGGAGGAGUACAAGGCAGGCAGGCAGACCCCACCCACCCAGAUUCAGAGAGACGCCGCCAAGAUGUUUGAAGCUGGAAACCAACAGAACGGCAAUGUGGGACCUAGAAAAAUCACUGUGGGCCCUGAAAGUGGAUUUGCCAAAAUCCAUCCAACCUCCGUUGAUGGGAAAGCAUCUUCAGACAUGACGUAUGAUUUUUCCUUAUUUAGUAAGAGCCAUCCACCUUCCCAUCACACGAGAACAACAAAGAAUGGGGACUCUAAAUCCCAGAAGGUUCACCCAAUGUUAGACAGCGACAGAAGUAAUGGAUUCGAGGCCCACAUGACAAGUACACCCAACUCUGAUGCCCUUCAUCUGCAACAGACCAACCACAAUAGACAAAACAACUUCAAUGAUAGUGUGAACAUUGAGAGUGAACUGUGAUAUUUCUUUGGUAUUUAUGUUUGUGCCAAAAACUGUUAUUUUCUUUAAUGAUUUAAACUGUGAUAUUUGUUUGUGCCAAAAAAAUUAACUAUUUGAUUUUUUAACAUAAUACUAGUAUUUUUGUGUUUGUUUUGAUUUAUUUUU
Saccostrea cuccullata (small rock oyster) is the source of this 1534-nucleotide messenger RNA. RefSeq lists its product as uncharacterized. Gene Ontology annotation, molecular function: Notch binding; calcium ion binding. The record is from RefSeq and is a predicted model, not a curated record. NCBI's taxonomy places the organism in Eukaryota, Metazoa, Mollusca, Bivalvia, Ostreida, Ostreidae. The transcript has 9 exons. The coding region runs from base 26 to 1390 and encodes 454 amino acids.